GUUGCAUUAUAUAUGAUGAUAAAUUUUCUAGAACUCAUAUUUUUUUUUAAAAUGUGUGUUUUAAACUAAUACAUCUAAAUGAAAGAAGUGUUUCUUUUGCGGACAAGUUUUCCUGGCUUUUGCUAUCCCAAUUGAAUUGGUUUUUUUUUGUCCAGUAUCUCCGCCUUCUACAGUUGUGAUGCGGGCCCUCUUUCUGGCAUCACCGCCUCCUAUAGGCGGCGUUGGCUAGCUUUGCUUUUUUAACUCGCCGUCCAGUGUAUCAGGUAGUUCCAGUUUUGUUUAUGCGUUUGUUUAAUUGUCUCGAUUAUGAAGAGUUCCAAUAUGUGAGAUUGUUAGAUCAGGAGAGUUUUCUCAGAUCUACUUCUACUGACUUGUUCUGUUUUACCGUCGGGAUUUCUUGUUUUCGGCCCCUAUGGUUUUUUGGCAAGGUUGUUUGUUGAUUGCAUUGUUGUAUCUACCAGUUUUCUUCGUUUUAAUUUUCAAGACAGUUAUGCGCCUAAGUUGUUGCUGAAAGCUCCAUCGGUUUAAUCUCCACGCGGAUUUCCUUAGAGUUCGGGAGGAAAUUACUUUGAGAAGUUCUUUUCUUUGCAGAUUUGAUAAUGAAGAUUGGUGAGAUUCUCUAAUUAAAAACCGUUAAGACUUCUUUGCUUGAAGAUCUGGCGAUUUCUGAUGAUUUUGGAGUUUCCUAAGGAUUCUUACCAAAUCGACAAUGACCAACAACGAUAUAUGCUUCACAUGUCCAUGCGUCUUAACCUUGCUUCAUAGUCUCACAUGUGGCUUUGCGUUGGAAUCUUUAAAUCUUACUUCUACAAAGGGUUUAGUUUCCUAGAUUGGACUUUCUUUAAGUUGGGCUUCUUCUUAUAAGUUAAACUUGUUGGUUCUUUGGUUAUGCAACAUGGAUGCUUGUUUAGAUAAUCUAAUAUUGUAAAAUUUGAUGUGUUUGUCGAGUCAUGUAAGUGAAAGAUUCCACUUUUGCAACAAAAGUUUUAAAUAAAGUGCAACAUUUAUGAGAAAGAAAAAAAAAAGGUUUUAUGCAAAA
This is a messenger RNA of Arabidopsis thaliana (thale cress), 1039 nucleotides long. RefSeq lists its product as uncharacterized. The transcript has a single exon. The record is from RefSeq and is marked reviewed. Lineage: Eukaryota; Viridiplantae; Streptophyta; Magnoliopsida; Brassicales; Brassicaceae. Bases 282 to 440 code for a protein of 52 amino acids.